Molecule: messenger RNA, 6915 nt
Organism: Trichoplax adhaerens
Lineage: Eukaryota; Metazoa; Placozoa; Uniplacotomia; Trichoplacea; Trichoplacidae
Exons: 16
Coding region: 1-6915 (2304 amino acids)
Biological process (GO): spliceosomal tri-snRNP complex assembly; mRNA splicing, via spliceosome
Cellular component (GO): catalytic step 2 spliceosome; U5 snRNP
Molecular function (GO): U1 snRNA binding; U6 snRNA binding; metallopeptidase activity
Source: RefSeq, a predicted model, not a curated record
AUGCCGGGUCAGCCUCAACAUUCAUCUUUACAAGAUGAAGACAAGAUCAGGGAGAAAGCUAGGAAAUGGCAACAAUUGCAAUCGAAGCGUUACAGCGAAAAGCGCAAGUUUGGAUUUGUAGAAGCUCAGAAAGAGGAUAUGCCUCCUGAGCAUGUCAGAAAGAUUAUACGGGAUCAUGGUGAUAUGAGCAAUAGAAAGUUUAGACAUGAUAAACGUGUCUAUUUAGGUGCAUUAAAGUAUAUGCCACAUGCCGUACUGAAAUUGCUUGAAAAUAUGCCCAUGCCCUGGGAGCAAAUUCGAGAUGUCCAAGUUUUGUAUCACAUUACUGGUGCAAUCACCUUUGUUAACGAAAUUCCGUGGAUUGUCGAACCCAUCUACAUUGCGCAAUGGGGUACAAUGUGGAUUAUGAUGAGACGCGAAAAGCGCGACCGUAGGCACUUUAAAAGAAUGCGAUUUCCUCCUUUUGAUGAUGAAGAGCCUCCACUGGAUUAUGCAGACAAUAUAUUAGAUGUGGAACCUUUAGAAGCAAUACAGAUGGACCUCGAUCCUGACGAGGAUGGCGCCGUUUGCCAAUGGCUUUACGAUCAUAAACCGCUAGAAGAUACCAAGCAUAUGAAUGGUUCUUCUUACCGUAGAUGGAAUUUGUCGCUACCAAUAAUGUCAACAUUAUAUCGCCUUGCUAAUCAACUUCUGACAGAUUUAGUGGAUGAUAAUUACUUUUAUUUAUUCGAUAUGAAGUCAUUUUUUACUGCGAAAGCUUUAAAUGUCGCCAUUCCCGGCGGUCCGAAAUUUGAACCUCUCGUGAAAGACAAAGAAUUAGAAGACGAGGACUGGAAUGAAUUUAAUGAUAUUAACAAGAUUAUCAUGAGAAGUCAAAUUCGAACGGAAUAUAGAAUUGCGUUUCCGUAUCUGUAUAACAGCUUACCCUUGCAUGUGCAUCUAUCAUGGUAUCAUUACCCAAUGGUUGUAUUUAUUAAAACCGAAGAUCCCGACUUGCCAGCGUUCUAUUUCGAUCCAUUGAUUAACCCUAUAACUCAGAAGUCAUCAAAGAAUGACAUCCAACCCGAAGAAGACGAUUUUGAAUUACCGGAUGAAAUACAGCCAUUCUUUCAAGAUAAUCCGCUAUACACUGAUAAUACGGCUAACGGAAUUGCUCUUCUUUGGUCCCCAAGACCGUUCUAUCAACGAAGAGGUAGAACUCGACGGGCGAUUGAUGUACCUUUAGUCAAAACUUGGUACCGAGAGCAUUGCCCGUCUGGACAGCCUGUUAAAGUUCGUGUAUCUUACCAAAAAUUGUUGAAAUGCUACGUUCUAAAUGCUUUGCAUCAUCGUAAGCCAAAGGCUCAAAAGAAAAGGCGACUAUUUCCGUCUUUCAAAACUACUAAAUUUUUUCAGUCUACAACCUUGGAUUGGGUAGAAGCGGGACUACAAGUUUGUCGUCAAGGCUAUAACAUGCUUAACCUCUUAAUUCAUCGUAAAAAUUUAAACUACCUGCAUCUGGACUAUAAUUUCAAUUUGAAACCUGUUAAGACCUUAACGACAAAGGAGAGGAAGAAAUCACGCUUUGGGAAUGCUUUUCAUUUAUGCCGUGAAAUAUUACGUUUAACGAAGUUAGUUAUCGAUUCGUAUGUCCAGUACAGGCUUGGUAAUGUCGAUGCUUUUCAACUUGCGGAUGGAUUGCAAUAUACAUUCGCUCAUAUUGGACAGCUUACUGGAAUGUACCGUUAUAAAUAUAAACUUAUGCGACAAAUUAGAAUGUGCAAAGACUUGAAACAUGUCAUAUAUUAUAGAUUCAAUACAGGCCCUGUAGGAAAAGGUCCUGGUGUCGGAUUUUGGGCACCUGGUUGGAGAAUUUGGAUGUUCUUUCUUCGCGGAGUUGUACCUUUACUUGAGCGAUGGUUGGGUAAUCUGUUAGCUCGGCAAUUUGAGGGAAGACACUCAAAGGGCGUUGCCAAAACAGUCACGAAGCAAAGAGUAGAAAGUCACUAUGAUCUCGAACUUCGAGCAGCGGUUAUGCAUGAUAUUGUAGAUAUGAUGCCAGAAGGUAUAAAACAAAAUAAGGCCCGAACUAUCCUUCAGCAUCUUUCUGAAGCAUGGAGAUGUUGGAAAGCUAAUAUUCCAUGGAAGGUGCCAGGUCUUCCGACUGCGAUCGAAAAUAUGAUUCUGCGUUACGUAAAAGCAAAAGCUGAUUGGUGGACGAAUACUGCCCAUUACAAUAGAGAGCGCAUUCGCCGUGGAGCUACAGUAGAUAAGACGGUCUGCAAAAAAAAUCUUGGACGCUUAACGAGAUUAUAUCUCAAAGCAGAACAAGAGCGUCAACAUAACUACUUGAAGGAUGGUCCUUAUAUUACUGCUCAAGAAGCUGUAGCUAUUUAUACGACCAUGGUUCAUUGGUUAGAAGGUCGUCGAUUCUCUCCAAUACCAUUUCCUCCUCUUUCAUAUAAGCAUGAUACUAAACUGCUCAUUCUUGCUUUGGAAAGAUUAAAGGAGGCUUACAGCGUUAAAAGUCGCUUAAAUCAAUCUCAGCGUGAAGAAUUAGGCCUUAUUGAGCAAGCGUAUGAUAACCCACAUGAAGCACUAAGUCGUAUUAAGCGUCAUUUAUUAACUCAAAGAGCUUUUAAAGAGGUUGGUAUUGAAUUUAUGGAUCUAUAUAGUCACUUAGUCCCGGUAUAUGAUGUAGAGCCACUCGAAAAGAUUACCGAUGCCUAUCUAGAUCAGUAUCUUUGGUAUGAAGCUGAUAAACGCCGAUUGUUUCCUCCCUGGAUAAAACCAAGUGACUCUGAACCUCCACCAUUAUUAACGUAUAAGUGGUGUCAAGGUAUUAACAAUCUGCAAGAUGUUUGGGAUACUUCUGAGGGACAAUGUAAUGUAAUGCUGGAAGCCACGUUUGAUAAAAUGUACGAAAAGAUCGAUUUAACUUUGUUGAACCGGUUAUUACGGUUAAUCGUCGAUCAUAAUAUUGCUGAUUAUAUGACAGCGAAAAAUAAUGUGGUCAUCAAUUAUAAGGAUAUGAAUCAUACAAAUAGUUAUGGUAUCAUCAGAGGUUUACAGUUUGCAUCUUUUAUUGCCCAGUAUUACGGCUUAGUAUUAGAUUUGCUGGUGUUAGGCUUACCUCGUGCAAGUGAAAUGGCUGGUCCACCACAAAUGCCAAAUGACUUCCUUUCCUAUCAGGAUGUACAAACUGAAGUUAGCCACCCUAUCCGGUUGUUCUCUAGAUAUAUCGAUAGGUUACAUAUAUUCUUUAGAUUUACGGCUGAGGAGGCUAAAGAUCUUAUACAGAGGUAUCUGACGGAACAUCCUGAUCCUAAUAAUGAAAAUAUUGUUGGCUAUAAUAAUAAGAAGUGUUGGCCUCGUGACGCUAGGAUGAGACUUAUGAAGCAUGAUGUGAAUUUAGGCCGUGCCGUAUUUUGGAAUAUUAAGAAUCGUCUACCUCGUUCUGUUACCACAAUAAAGUGGGAGGAUGGAUUUGUAUCGGUUUACAGUAAAGACAAUCCGAAUUUGCUUUUCGAUCUUAGUGGAUUUGAAGUUCGCAUUUUGCCUAAAUGUCGAAUGGUUCAUGAAGAAUUUACACACAAAGAUGGUGUUUGGAAUUUACAAAACGAAGUGACGAAAGAACGCACUGCCCAAUGCUUCCUACGAGUAGAUGAUGAAUCAAUGCAAAAAUUUCAUAACAGAGUAAGACAGAUUCUAAUGGCCUCUGGAUCAACUACUUUUACCAAGAUCAUCAAUAAAUGGAAUACUGCGCUCAUUGGACUAAUGACAUAUUUUAGGGAAGCUGUAGUAAACACCCAAGAACUAUUAGAUUUAUUAGUUAAGUGCGAAAAUAAGAUUCAAACACGUAUCAAAAUUGGGCUAAACUCUAAAAUGCCCAGUCGUUUCCCACCUGUCGUAUUUUACACUCCAAAAGAACUAGGUGGCUUAGACUUAAGAUGGUCAAAGCAAACUGAUGCCGGUAUAACUCAUUUUCGUUCCGGUAUGAGUCACGAAGAAGAUCAAUUAAUACCUAAUUUAUACAGAUAUAUCUUGCCUUGGGAAAGUGAAUUUAUCGAUUCACAACGUGUUUGGGCAGAAUAUGCUCUAAAACGUCAGGAAGCUAAUGCCCAGAAUAGGCGUUUGACGCUGGAAGAUUUAGAGGACUCUUGGGAUCGAGGUAUUCCGCGUAUUAACACUCUAUUUCAAAAAGACAGACACACCUUAGCGUAUGACAAAGGAUGGCGAGUACGAACUGAAUUCAAGCAGUACCAAGUCUUGAAGCAAAAUCCUUUUUGGUGGACUCAUCAGCGUCAUGAUGGUAAACUAUGGAAUUUGAACAAUUACAGAACUGAUAUGAUUCAAGCUUUAGGGGGUGUGGAAGGUAUUUUGGAACAUACGUUAUUCAAGGGAACCUAUUUUCCAACAUGGGAAGGUUUAUUUUGGGAGAAAGCUAGCGGCUUUGAAGAAUCAAUGAAGUAUAAGAAGCUUACUAAUGCACAAAGAUCAGGUUUAAACCAAAUUCCUAAUCGACGUUUUACAUUGUGGUGGUCUCCAACUAUCAAUAGAGCCAAUGUCUAUGUCGGUUUUCAAGUACAAUUAGAUUUAACAGGUAUUUUCAUGCAUGGUAAAAUUCCGACCUUAAAGAUCUCGCUAAUUCAAAUAUUUAGAGCACAUUUAUGGCAGAAAGUACACGAAAGUGUUGUCAUGGAUUUAUGCCAGGUAUUUGAUCAAGAGCUGGAUGCGUUAGAGAUUGAAACCGUACAGAAGGAAACUAUCCAUCCUCGGAAAUCAUAUAAAAUGAACAGUUCUUGUGCUGAUAUAUUAUUAUUUGCGGCUUACAAAUGGAAUGUUUCACGUCCCUCACUGCUCGCAGACACGAAAGAUACCAUGGACAGUAGCACGACUCAAAAAUAUUGGAUUGAUGUACAAUUACGCUGGGGAGAUUAUGAUUCUCAUGAUAUUGAACGAUAUGUUCGCGCGAAAUUCUUAGAUUACACAACAGAUAAUAUGAGCAUAUAUCCAUCACCAACUGGUGUCAUGAUUGGCAUCGACUUAGCAUAUAAUUUGCAUAGCGCUUAUGGAAAUUGGUUCCCUGGAAGUAAACCACUCAUACAGCAAGCAAUGGCAAAAAUAAUGAAGGCAAAUCCAGCUUUAUAUGUACUACGUGAGCGUGUUCGGAAAGCCUUACAGCUAUACUCCAGCGAGCCGACUGAGCCUUAUUUGUCUUCUCAAAAUUAUGGUGAAUUGUUUUCUAAUCAAAUUAUUUGGUUUGUUGACGAUACCAAUGUAUAUAGAGUAACAAUCCAUAAGACUUUUGAAGGAAACUUGACCACGAAACCUAUUAACGGUGCUAUAUUCAUCUUCAAUCCUCGUACUGGCCAGUUAUUCCUUAAAAUAAUCCAUACUUCUGUAUGGGCAGGACAGAAACGUUUAGGACAGUUAGCCAAAUGGAAGACUGCUGAAGAAGUUGCUGCUCUUAUCCGUUCUUUACCAAUAGAAGAACAGCCGAAACAAAUUAUUGUGACUCGCAAAGGCAUGCUAGAUCCUCUAGAAGUUCAUUUACUGGAUUUUCCUAACAUCGUAAUCAAAGGUAGUGAACUACAACUACCGUUUCAAGCGUGUUUAAAGAUUGAGAAAUUUGGUGAUCUUAUUUUAAAAGCAACUGAACCACAGAUGGUACUAUUUAACUUGUAUGACGAUUGGCUGAAAACGAUCUCUUCUUAUACGGCUUUUUCGCGCUUAAUUCUCAUCCUGAGAGCCCUUCAUGUAAAUCAAGAUAAAGCAAAGAUCAUUUUAAAACCUGAUAAAACUACAAUUACUGAGCCUCAUCAUAUCUGGCCAUCGCUAACUGAUGAAGAAUGGGUGAAAGUAGAAGUACAAUUAAAAGAUCUAAUCUUAGCUGACUACGGUAAGAAAAAUAAUGUAAAUGUAGCUUCCCUUACUCAGUCUGAGAUCCGUGAUAUCAUUCUUGGUAUGGAAAUUUCUGCACCCUCCCAGCAACGGCAACAGAUAGCAGAGAUUGAAAAGCAGACAAGAGAGCAGUCCCAACUUACUGCUACUACUACACGUUCGGUCAAUAAGCACGGUGAUGAAAUGAUCUCAACGACAACGAGUAAUUACGAAACGCAAACCUUUUCCUCGAAAACCGAAUGGCGUGUGCGUGCGAUCUCAGCAACCAAUUUACAUCUAAGAACAAAUCAUAUAUACGUAUCAUCGGACGAUAUCAAAGAGACUGGAUUUACUUACAUUAUGCCAAAAAAUAUCUUGAAGAAGUUUAUCGUUAUAGCUGACUUGCGUACUCAGAUUGCAGGCUAUCUAUACGGUGUUAGUCCAUCAGAUAAUCCUCAAGUAAAGGAAAUAAGAUGUAUUGCCAUGGUCCCUCAAUGGGGAACUCAUCAAACAGUGCACUUACCAAACCAACUACCUCAGCAUGAAUUUCUCGAAGAGAUGGAACCAUUAGGCUGGAUACACACUCAGCCAAAUGAAUUGCCUCAAUUAUCGCCCCAGGACGUUACCUCGCAUUCAAAGAUAAUGGCAGAUAAUUCUACAUGGGACGGCGAAAAAACUACUGUUAUUACUUGCAGUUUCACGCCAGGUUCGUGUUCCCUAGCUGCAUACAAAUUGACUCCAUCUGGAUUUGAAUGGGGUAGAAAUAACAAGGACACUGGAAAUAAUCCAAGAGGCUAUCUUCCCUCUCACUACGAAAGGGUACAAAUGUUAUUAUCGGAUCGGUUUUUGGGAUUUUUCAUGGUGCCAGGUGUUGGUUCAUGGAACUAUAACUUUAUGGGUGUGCGACAUUCAGACAGUAUGAAUUAUGAACUUCGAUUGGCAAAUCCUAAAGAAUUCUACCAUGAAAUUCAUCGUCCGUCGCAUUUCUUAAAUUUUAGUACAAUAGAAGAAGCAGAUAUCGCUUCAGCGGAUCGAGAAGAUCUCUUUAAUUAG